GGACACGGCGGUGUCAUGGGCAUGGGCAUGGGCGGGUCUGGACUUGGCUCUGGACUUGGCAAAGAUGCACACGUGAAAACGAAGGACAUUGAUGCCGUCGAGGGUAAAUCAGUGUCGCUACCCUGCCCCAUUGCCGAGCCCCUGCAUGAUGUUUAUAUGGUCUUAUGGUUUCGUGAUAAUGCGGGAAUACCUUUAUAUAGCUUUGAUGUGCGCGAUAAUAUGGCCAUUGAGCAGCCCCGACAUUGGUCAGCUCCGGAGGUUUUUGGCUCACGUGCCAAAUUUCAUUUUGACUCCCAGCCAGCAACUUUGGAAAUUAAGGAUAUCAAACGUCAUGAUCAAGGCAUUUACCGUUGUCGUGUGGAUUUUCGCACAGCUCAAACGCAAAGCUUCCGUUUCAAUUUGUCGGUAAUAAUACUUCCGGAGCAGCCCCUCAUACUGGAUCGUUGGGGUCGUCAACUAAAUGGCACACAAUUGGGUCCCAAGCAGGAGGGCGACGAUAUUGUUAUCACUUGUCGUGUAGUGGGCGGUCGACCACAACCACAGGUCCGCUGGCUCGUAAAUGGACUACUUGUCGACAAUCAAAACGAGCACAAUUCCGGCGAUGUUAUCGAGAAUCGACUGUUGUGGCCAUCGGUGCAGCGAAACGAUUUGAAUUCCGUAUUCACAUGUCAGGCAUUGAAUACGCAAUUAGAUAAGCCCAAGGAGAAGAGCUUCAUACUCGAUAUGCACCUAAAACCAUUAACCGUAAAAAUUCUGGAACCACCCAGUUCAAUGAUUGCCGAUCGACGCUAUGAAGUCACGUGCGAAUCGUCGGGUUCCCGUCCCAAUGCCAUCAUCACGUGGUAUAAGGGAAAACGUCAACUGCGACGCACAAAAGACGACAUAUCAAAGAACUCGACACGCUCAGAACUGAGCUUUGUGCCUACCACAGACGACGAUGGCAAAUCGAUAACAUGCCGUGCGGAAAAUCCAAAUGUGAACGGCCUCUAUUUGGAGACCAUGUGGAAAUUGAAUGUCGUUUAUCCCCCAUUGGUUACGCUGCGCCUGGGCUCCACACUGUCACCGGAUGAUAUCAAGGAAGGCGACGAUGUUUACUUCGAGUGUCACGUACAAUCGAAUCCUCAAUGGCGGAAGCUGCUGUGGUUACAUAAUGGCAUCCACUUGGAGCACAACACGUCGGCUCGUGUCAUCCGGUCGAAUCAGAGUCUGGUGCUGCAGAAGAUAACCAAACACUAUGCCGGAAAUUAUGCGUGUAGCGCCAUCAAUGAUGAGGGGGAAACGGUCAGCAAUCAAUUGCCGCUGCGGGUUAAAUACACGCCUGUUUGCAAGCACACGGAUCGAGUUAUACUAAUUGGUGCCUCCAAGGAUGAGACUGUUGAGGUCAUAUGUGAAAUACAAGCGGAUCCACCGCCACGAACAUUCCGCUGGAAAUUCAACAAUUCGGGUGAAACUCUGGACGUGGGCAGCGAACGAUUCAGCGUGAAUGGAAGCCGCAGCAUUUUAAAGUACACUCCGGUCACAGAUCAGGAUUACGGCACACUAUCCUGCUGGGCGGCCAACGAGGUGGGCACCCAACAGCAGCCCUGUCUCUUUCAAGUGGUUUUAGCAGCUUUGCCCAAUUGUGUCAGCAAUUGCAGCAUCUUCAAUCGGACUGAACUGAAUGUUGACAUACAAUGCAUACCCGGCUAUGAUGGCGGCCUGCCCCAAAUAUUUGUACUCGAAAUGUAUUCAACACGCACCGGCAUUACCAGAUUUAAUUUAAGCAAUGCAGAGGAGGCGCUCUUUUCACUAGAGAAUCUGGAUACGCUCACCUCGAUGAUGAUGCAGGAAAAUAACUCGCUGAGGCUGCGCAUUUACUCCUACAAUCAAAAGGGACGCAGUGCGGCAUAUCUGUUGCCCGAUUUCAUAAUUGGCUCAACAGCUUACAAGACAGAUGACGAUGUAACACUGGCCCUGUCGCCGGUGAUUGUUGGCAGCGUUCUGACCAUCAUAAUCAUUGGGUUGGCCAUCGCGAUACGAAUAUUUGUGGUAACAUUCGUGCACAAUUUGCGACGCAAUCGGCAGCAUGGCAACAAGGCAACAGCUGCUGGUGUCGUCGUCCAAGCGGGUGAUGUCUUUAAGAGUGGCAACCUGGAGAAACCGCGCUGGCAGCAUACGGAUAUAAAAACGAAAUCAUCGGAGGAUUUGGUUGAGGAUGAACGUGAUCCAGAUGUUAUACCCUCACAAUAUGUUGGCGGCAGCAGCGCCGGCAGCAGUGGCAGCAAUGCCUCCAAUGUGGGCAGCACCACUGCCGGCACAGCCACCGGCAGCAGCACAUCGACAGCGGUUGCCACAGCUGUGCCCCCAACGGACCGCGAUGCUCAUCCGUUUUCCACUGUUGCAACAGCAACAGCAGCGACGCCAUCCGGCGUUGGACUCGUUGGCAGUAUUUCCAAAUGGUCACCCAAUGGCAGUGCACCGGCCAUGACGACGACAACGGCGCUGUCGUCCGGCGAUCCCUCGACCCCGCCGAUCACCUACAAUCAGAUCAAUUCGCAGCGGGCGCAGCUGCUGGCCGCUGUUGCCGCCGUUGGUGGCGGGUGCAGCAGCACCGUUAUUUCGCCCAGUAGCAGCAUAAUGGGCAGCCUGGGUGUGGGUGGUGCUGGUAAGCCGCUGACACUGGGUAUGGGCGGCACCAUCAUUGGCUCGCCCACAUCGCUCUCGUCGACAGCGACGCUGGCGGCGCAUCUGCAGCCGGCGCACAGCAGCGGCGUUGGCACAUUGCCGCCCGGACUGGGCAGCGGCGGUGGCUAUAUAAUGAAUGCCUAUGGCAGUGGCAGUGGCAGGCUGCAUCAUCCGACGGGUCAUACGGCCACCCUGAAUCGUCAUCAUCAUCAUCAGCAACAGCAACAGCACCAUCAUCAUCACCCGCAGCAGCAGCAGCAGGCGCACCAUCAUCAUCAGCCCGGCUCGGGCUCAAGUCUGUUGCUGGGCAGCGUGGGCAGCGUUAUGGGCGUGGGCGUUACCUCGACAACAACCACGUCCUGCAACUCGUCGCAGGACUUGGAUGACAACAUCAACAUAAAUGCAAUUAAGGAUUGCCUAAUGACGCAACGCGUGCCCGAAAGCUGUGUCUAAGUUCUCAAAAACAAUGUCUAGACUUGGUAACUAAUAUAGCUGUGGACUAAAAUCCAUACCUACAUAUAUAUAUGUAGCUAGACCUAGACUAGACUAGAUCGUCAGCUAAACCUUGCGUGUAUGUAUGUAGUUGAAUGUACAUAUAUACAUAUAUCAAUAUAUACAUAUGACAAAGUUGAAUUCCCGUUAAGGUGCUGUGCAUAACUAAAUUCGAUUCAUGAUGACAACUUGCAAAUCUUCUGCAUGUAGAUUUCCAGACAUAUCCAUUUCAAUAUCAAGUGAGAAAUCAUAUUCUACAAAUAUAUUACAUCACAGAGCUUUCACAUACCAGCUGAAACAUAUCUUUUUCAAAUCAUCAAUACUCAACGAUAAGCUAUCGAUAACUUCUGAAAGGUAAAAAAAACAGUAGUUCAUUAAAAAUAACACUAAACGAUAUUUAUCGGUAGCAGAAAUAUAAUCGAAGAGUGUUUUUUUAGUAUAAAUGCGUGGAUUCCUUGUACAACGGGCAACAUAUCACAAAGCAUUCAGAAAAGUAUGUCGAUUAGAAUUCAGAAGCCAUCAGCAUGGUGAUAAAUAGUUCAUCCAUAAACUAUCGAUAAUGUUUGAGGGACAGAUAAUUUUUAUUUUUGUUCCAUUUAAUAACGGAAUGCUGUUUAUAUGGCAUCACAGUUCAAAUAUAUUGUGUAGACAUAGACAAAACACAACAAGCGAUUUAGAAGAUAGCGAAAAGUUGUCGAUAACAUUUGGGGAUCUUCUUGUCCAAUAAUGCAGCUAAAACUGUAGGUAAAAUAUUGUCGCUUAUCCCAAUUCCUGAAUAAACCAAGAAAUUGAACAAAUUUAAGUAUUUCCAAAAUGAAAAGCAAAGUAACGUCUCUUUAGAAAAUCCUUCAAACUUUCAUAUGUUUAAAGCAUAAGAAUACCAAUAUAUACAAAUUAAUACAACAACAAAAAUACAAGAAAAAAGACAGUAUAAUAAUUAAGAUUAAGGCAACUUCAAAAAGACUCUGAAUUUUAGUAGCAAAAUAUAAUUUGUAGCAAAAAUGUUCCCAAAACAAAUACAAAUAAAUUAUAAAAGAGAUUGUAGAUAUAUAAGUGAACAUGGUCGAGUUGUAAAUAAAUAACUAUAUAUGCAUAGAUAUAAAAGUUGU
Molecule: messenger RNA, 4265 nt
Organism: Drosophila grimshawi
Lineage: Eukaryota; Metazoa; Arthropoda; Insecta; Diptera; Drosophilidae
Gene: side-II
Product: neural cell adhesion molecule 1-B
Exons: 19
Coding region: 16-3117 (1033 amino acids)
Source: RefSeq, a predicted model, not a curated record